AUGACAAAAGGAUUGCCCGUGAUCGACACCACCAAAGACCUCUCGGCUCUUUUCAUUAAGCAAGUCGAAGUCAGUCCCAAUGCCGUGGCCCUGGAAGAUGGCGACGUUACAUACACCUACGCCCAGCUGGAUGCCGAGGUAGACACGCUCGCUAGGCGUCUACGCGGCUACGGCGUUGGUCGCAACAUCCAAGCCGGCGUACUUUUACCGCGAUGCGCCCAUUACGUGAUCGCUUGUUUGGCUAUUCUGCGUGCCGGUGGUGCUUUUCUCGCGCUCGAGUUGGCCUACCCCCCCGAACUACUCUCAGACGUGAUUGAAGAUGCGAAACCAGUGGUAGUCAUUACACACUCUUCGGAGAAAUCCAAGGUCGUGAAACAAGUACCCGUAAUCUGCAUCGAUCAGCCUCUGUUAGAGCCGAAUGGAAAUGCCAAAGAUCCCGGUCCCUUACCUGCAGACGACGAUUUGGACCGAUUGUGCUUUGUGUCGUAUUCCUCCGGAACAACAGGCAAGCCCAAGGGUAUCGCAAACCCACACCGAGCUCCCGUGCUUUCAUACAAUCUACGCUUUCUCGUGCAAGAUGUCAAGCCCGGCGACCGAGUGGCAUGCAAUGUGUUUUUUAUUUGGGAGAUAAUACGGCCGCUAUUACGAGGAGCUACCGUUGUAGUAGUACCGGACGAAGUCAGCUACGAUCCUGCUGCAUUGGUCGACCUACUUGCCUCGAAGCAUGUCACGGAGACAUUGAUGACGCCAACUCUUCUUGCUACUGUACUUGCUUCUGCUCCAGAUAUUAGAACUCGCCUACCAGAACUCCGCACUCUCUGGUUCAAUGGUGAAGUCGUCACCACUGAUCUUGCCGGCCGGUCGAUGAAAGCCCUUCCCCACACCCGUCUACUAAAUUGUUACAGUGCUUGCGAGACUCAUGAGAUUGCAUGCGGAGACAUUCGUGAAAUGUACGACGAGAAUUCUCUAUAUUGUCCUGUUGGACCCCCUAUGGACCUUGAGCAUACCUAUAUUCUUGACGAACAAGGAAAACGAAUGACCACUAACGAAGUCGGAGAGCUCUUUAUCGGCGGAUCAAUGUUGGCCUGGGGAUAUAUCAACCGUCCAGAGACCACGGCUGAAGCUUUCACUCCCAAUCCAUAUGACACGACUCCCGGUGCUCGCAUGUACAAGACGGGCGAUCGAGCGCGAAUUUUGCCUUCUGGGAUACUAGAAAUCAGUGGUCGAGUGGGUACUAUGAUCAAGCUGCGUGGCUACUCUGUCGUACCAGGUAAAGUGGAGAGUGAAAUCCUGAAACGCUUUGCUGCCUGUGCAUGCAGUGUAGUCGCCCACGGUGAAGGACUGGAAAGACAGUUGGUUGCGUAUGUCGUCCGCGACCGCGAUGCCUCAUCAGGUCGUCCACCUAUCGUCAUUGAUGAAUCUGGACGGAGUCCCGAAGCGCGUCGUGCCCUCGCCCCUUAUCUUGCACAUUACAUGAUUCCAACGCUUUGGGUUGAGAUGGAUGCUCUGCCUACAAACGAAGUCUCCGGCAAAGUAGACAUCAAAAACCUUCCGCCACCACCAAAGCCAGCUCAAGCCAACGGCAACCAUAAACGAACCCUGUCAGAUUCAGUCAGUUUCAAAGAUGUUGCUGCGUUCUGGGCCGCGAUUCUCAAAGUACCACAAGAGAGUCUUAAAGCAGAGGACGAUUUUUUCAUUUUAGGCGGACAGUCAUUGAUGUUGGCAGACUUGUCUUCACGGCUUUCGAAGAAUUACGGUUUCCGGGUGUCUAUUGCACGACUUGCCGAGGUACCUACCCUGGCUGGUCAUCUUACCGCCGUUCGCGCGGCAAGAGACGGUCACAGUGCAGCAGUACAAGCAGAACUCCCUUCUAUCCUACGAAAAGACUCUACGUUAGACGAUGACAUCAGGCCUCAUAAUGUCAACCUCCGACCCAUUGAUACAGCAGAGACCGUGCUCCUGAGCGGAGUAACUGGCUUCCUCGGCGCCUUUCUGCUCAACGAUUUAUUAGAAUGCACUAGCGCACAGAUCAUUUGUCUUGUACGUUUCGGCCACCCGACACUGGAUGGUCAGCCGGAAGCAGUUGCAAGAAUUCGCAAGAACCUGCUAGAUUUGGGCUUGUGGCGUGAUUCGAUCAUGGAAAGAGUAGAGAUCCUCCCCGGCAACUUGUCCUUGGACAAAUUUGGCUUGUCUCACGAGGAAUUCGACGAUUUGGCAUCCCGUGUUCAAGUUAUAGUUCAUGCGGCGGCGACCGUCAAUCUCGUAUACCCAUACGCUGCUUUACAAAAGGCUAAUGUUGAAGGUACGAGAGAGAUCAUUCGUCUCGCAUGCAAGAGCGGUGCAACAUUACAGUACGUGUCCACAAACGGAGUGUUACCGCCAUCGGGCAAGGAUGGCUGGCCAGAAGAUACCAUCUUGGCCGUUGAGGAUGUACCUGAAAAGCUUCCUGACGGCUAUGGGCAAACAAAAUGGGUGGCCGAGCAACUGGUUUUGGAAGCCGGGCGCCGUGGAUUGCCGGUCAAAAUUCAUCGAGCAGGAACUAUUAGUGGACACAGCACGACCGGUGCUUCCAAUGCAUGGGAUUUGCUUUCUGCGAUUAUAGUCGAAUCAAUUAGACUCGGAUAUGCGCCGGAUGUAGAUGGCUGGCGAGCCGAGAUGACCCCGGUAGACUUUGUCAGCAAGUCGAUCAUACACCUUUCUUCCCAAACGGCUGCUCAACAAACUAUAUUCCACUUGGGUGAUCCCGAUCCCAUCACCAUCAGGUCAGUUUUUGAUCAGCUCGAGCAACUGGGAUACCCAACGAAACCUUUAGGAUGGGAUGAAUGGGUAACUUUAUGGAAUGAGAAGCGGGGUACUGUGAAAGGUGGGGACGGUGCGUUUACUGUGGAUAUUCUUCGAAGUGGCAUGCCGACCGUGGACUUCUUGAAAGGCAUUGUCGUCUUGAACAACGCCAAAACAAGGCCUUUCCGAAUUGCAGUAGAAAGACCCAAGGUCGAUACUGCGUUGCUAAGCACCUAUACUCGCCAUUGGUUCGCUAGAGGCUGGUUACCGCGAGCUCCUCGAAAGGGUGUCGCCAUGUCUACAAAGCCCGCCAACAGAUCGCCAUUGUACGGGCGUGUUGCUGUGAUCACCGGUGCGUCAUCUGGCAUUGGUGCUGCUGUUGCUUUGGCAUUGGUCAAGCAAGGUUGUCAUGUCGCACUUGGUGCUAGACGAUUGGAGGCUUUAGAGGCUGUUCAGCGCAACUUUGGUGUCGCUGAGGGCAAGAGUAUCAUACGGGCAACCGAUGUUACGGACAAGAAGCAAGUGGAGGAGCUUGUUCGUGCGGCGACCGAUGAGCUUGGACCUGUUGACAUCCUUGUUUCUUGUGCCGGUGUUAUGUACUUCACCAUGAUGGCGAAUGUACAGACCGAGGAGUGGGAACGUACCGUGGACGUCAAUUGCAAAGGUCUCUUGCAUUGUUUGUCAAGUACUGUCCCGGGAAUGCUUUCCCGAGGAAGUGGACAUAUCGUCGCUAUUUCAUCCGACGCAGGACGAAAAGUGUUCCCAGGACUGGGUGUGUAUUCGGCUAGCAAAUUCUUCGUCGAAGCAACUCUACAAUCACUACGUCUCGAAACCGCCGGUAAGGGACUCCGUGUUACCAGUGUACAACCAGGCAACACCGCCACCGAUCUCCUCAACAUGUCUACCGACGCUGAAGCAAUCAAGAAAUACGGGGAGCCAACUGGAGCUCAGAUACUGGACCCAAGUGACGUUGCCAACUCGAUCAUCUACGCGUUAUCACAACCGUCACAUGUUUCAGUCAACGAAGUAUUGAUUGAACCUAGAGAUGAGCCCAUAUAA
Messenger RNA from Talaromyces amestolkiae, 3840 nucleotides. RefSeq lists its product as uncharacterized. Lineage: Eukaryota; Fungi; Ascomycota; Eurotiomycetes; Eurotiales; Trichocomaceae. The coding region runs from base 1 to 3840 and encodes 1279 amino acids. The record is from RefSeq and is a predicted model, not a curated record. The transcript has a single exon.